This is a messenger RNA of Triticum urartu, 1332 nucleotides long. NCBI's taxonomy places the organism in Eukaryota, Viridiplantae, Streptophyta, Magnoliopsida, Poales, Poaceae. The record is from RefSeq and is a predicted model, not a curated record.
CGCAGCUGUCCCUGAAGUUUCCGUGCCUCAAGCAGCUGGCCUUGGAAAGGGUCACCAUCUCGGAGGACGUUCUCCAGGGCAUGCUCUCUGGCUGCCCUGCCUUGGAAAGCCUUGAGCUGAUGAAAGUUUUUGGCAUUGAUCGCCUUUGCAUUAGCUCCCAAACUCUUAAAAGUUUACGCUUUUUCGCCGGCUGGACCAGUCAAGGUCUCUUUUUGCAUGAGUUAGUCAUUGAGGACGCCCCGUGCCUUGAGAGAUUGCUACGUCUUGAUCCAGUGGGCACAAAGUCCAUAAAGAAAAUUGGUGGGGCAACUAAACUGGCGAUAUUGGGUAUGCUGUCUGAAGAUAUAUCUGAACUCCACCUUGGAAGUUCAGUUUUUCAGAAAAUGAUUGCUGUCAGUUUGACCACCAAAAUGCACACCAUGAGGGUUUUGGCUCUCAGAUCUACUGGCCCUAAUUUGGAUGCAGUGGUUAACUUCCUCAAGUGCUUCCCUUGCUUGGAGAGGUUGUAUGUCAUUUUCAAGUCAUGGGAGGUUAUCAAUAAUGUCCGGAGUUAUGAUCCACUGGACCCAAUUGAAUCCCUUGAGCUCCGUCUCAAAAAUGUGGUGUUGAAGAAUUAUGACGGCACCAAGAGUUCAUCUAUUGACUUUGCCAAGUUCUUUGUUCUGAAUGCAAAAGUGCUAAAGGAAAUGAAAAUCACAUUGCCUUACCACCGCCAGCACAGAUGGUUUGCUAAGCAAUUCAGCCUGCUACGAGUCAGAAGUAGAGCUUCUCAAGAUGCUCAAAUUGAAAUGAGAUGUGGCAGUCACGAGUAUUUCACACACAUCAAGGGUACCCAUGAUUUAUCAACUCACGACCCCUUUGACUUGCCCUCCAUAGGGUGCUCAAAGUGUAAAGAGAAGGGUCUAGGAGAUGCGGUAUACCAAAUUUAAAUAGAACAUUGGGCUGCCAAGACCACCAACCUGUGGUGCUAGCCAGUAAGCCUCCAAGCCUUUCUCUGAUGUAGUUGGUGCCCAUCCUGAAAAUUGACUUGCCUUCUUUUCAAAGCCCAAGCUUUUGUAUCUAGCCUAUAAUGUUGUCCCAGCCGUCUACUUCAUUUAGCAAUGGAAUGUUUUGUGGCCCACUCAGGAUUUUACCAGGACAAAGGAGGUGGUGUCCAAGCUCAUGCUUCAAAUCUCAAUUUGCGUAAUGUAUUUUCUGUUCUAUCGCGCUUGAAACGGUUCAUCAGUAGUUUAUUUUAUGUUCUAUUGCGCCUAAAGGGGUUCCUCAGUGGUUUAUUUUCUGUUCUAUUGCGCUUGGAUGCUGGUUUUUAAUCUGUUGUGUUUAGUUUGUAAU